AUGAGUCUGAGUGAAAUGUUCACAAGCCUCAUCUUCAUUCUCUGCUCUGUGAUUGCACCUCUUCUCACAGACGAAGAAGCCCUGCUACCAGCCCCUCAGAAUAUCUCCAUCCUGUCCACCAACAUGAAGCACUUCCUGACCUGGAGUCCAGUGACGGUCCCUGGAGAAACUGUGAGAUACUCCGUUGAGUUUCAGGGGGAGUAUGAAAGAGAUUAUGCCAAUGAGAUCUGGAUACCCAUCAGCGAGUGUUCGCUCAUCAUUGUGACUCAGUGCAAUGUCACAGAGGACAUCUCUGCCACCGUGCCCUAUAACCUACGUGUGAGGGCAAACCUAGGUUCUCGGGGUUCAAAGUGGAGCACACUAAAAGUUCUCUUCAAUCGCAUAACGACUUUCCUCACCCCACCUGUGAUGGAAGUCUCUGCAGACGGGUAUCACUUACUGGUGAAGCUGGAAGACCUGGGGCCAGCCUUUCAAUUCCACAUAUUCUAUUGGAGGAAGGGCCAGGAAAGGGUGCACAAGAAGACUGUGAAGGAGAUCAGCUCUGUGGUGCAUCUGGACACCAUAGAGGCAGGAGCUGAGUACUGUGUGAAAGCCCAGACCUACGUAGAGGCCAUCAACAGGAGCAGCAACUUCAGCCAGACGCAGUGUGUUCGCGGGCCAGAUGGUGGCAGAUCUAUAUGGAUGACGACUGCCUUGGUGUCCUUCGUGGGAUUUGUUGUAGGUGUCUUGGCCCUGCCUUUCCUUGCCUGGAAAAUGAGUCAAAUCUUCCAGUAUUCCUGCUGUCCAGUCGUUGUCCUACCAGACACCCUGAAAGUAACUGAGUCCCCCGCGAUGCUAAUACACUGCAGGAGUGAGGAGACUGAAUGUUGUGACGUGGCUGUGCAUGUGAUUCCCCCCAAAGAGAUCCUCCGACUGUGGAUUCAGGAUGCACUUUAA
This is a messenger RNA of Emys orbicularis (European pond turtle), 936 nucleotides long. RefSeq names its product interleukin 20 receptor subunit beta (gene IL20RB). Gene Ontology annotation, cellular component: plasma membrane. The transcript has 7 exons. Gene Ontology annotation, biological process: cytokine-mediated signaling pathway. Gene Ontology annotation, molecular function: interleukin-20 binding; cytokine receptor activity. The coding region runs from base 1 to 936 and encodes 311 amino acids. The record is from RefSeq and is a predicted model, not a curated record. Lineage: Eukaryota; Metazoa; Chordata; Testudines; Emydidae.